This is a messenger RNA of Entamoeba histolytica HM-1:IMSS, 3837 nucleotides long. Its product is annotated as galactose-specific adhesin 170kD subunit, putative. The record is from RefSeq and is a predicted model, not a curated record. The transcript is spliced from 2 exons. NCBI's taxonomy places the organism in Eukaryota, Evosea, Mastigamoebida, Endamoebidae. The coding region runs from base 1 to 3813 and encodes 1270 amino acids.
AUGAAAUUAUUAUUAUUAAAUAUCUUAUUAUUAUGUUGUCUUGCAGAUAAACUUAAUGAAUUUUCAGCAGAUAUUGACUAUUAUGACCUUGGUAUUAUGUCUCGUGGAAAGAAUGCAGGUUCAUGGUAUCAUUCUUACACUCACCAAUAUGAUGUUUUCUAUUAUUUAGCUAUGCAACCAUGGAGACAUUUUGUAUGGACUACAUGCGAUAAAAAUGAUAAUACAGAAUGUUAUAAAUAUACUAUCAAUGAAGAUCAUAAUGUAAAGGUUGAAGAUAUUAAUAAAACAAAUAUUAAACAAGAUUUUUGUCAAAAAGAAUAUGCAUAUCCAAUUGAAAAAUAUGAAGUUGAUUGGGACAAUGUUCCAGUUGAUGAACAACGAAUUGAAAGUGUAGAUAUUAAUGGAAAAACUUGUUUUAAAUAUGCAGCUAAAAGACCAUUGGCUUAUGUUUAUUUAAAUACAAAAAUGACAUAUGCAACAAAAACUGAAGCAUAUGAUGUUUGUAGAAUGGAUUUCAUUGGAGGAAGAUCAAUUACAUUCAGAUCAUUUAACAACGAGAAUAAAGCAUUUAUUGAUCAAUAUAAUACAAACACUACAUCAAAAUGUCUUCUUAAAGUAUAUGAUAAUAAUGUUAAUACACAUCUUGCAAUUAUCUUUGGUAUUACUGAUUCUACAGUCAUUAAAUCACUUCAAGAGAAUUUAUCUCUUUUAAAUAAAUUAACAACAGUCAAAGGAGUAACACUCUACUAUCUUAAAGAUGAUACUUAUUUUACAGUUAAUAUUACUUUAGAUCAAUUAAAAUAUGAAACACUUGUCCAAUACACAGCAGGAACAGGACAAGUUGAUCCACUUAUUAAUAUUGCUAAGAAUGACUUAACUGCUAAAGUUGCAGAUAAAAGUAAAGAUAAAAAUGCAAAUGAUAAAAUCAAAAGAGGAACUAUGAUUGUGUUAAUGGAUACUGCACUUGGAUCAGAAUUUAAUGCAGAAACAGAAUUUGAUAGAAAGAAUAUUUCAGUUCAUACUGUUGUUCUUAAUAGAAAUAAAGACCCAAAGAUUACACGUAGUGCAUUGAGACUUGUUUCACUUGGACCACAUUAUCAUGAAUUUACAGGUAAUGAUGAAGUUAAUGCAACAAUCACUGCACUUUUCAAAGGAAUUAGAGCCAAUUUAACAGAAAGAUGUGAUAGAGAUAAAUGUUCAGGAUUUUGUGAUGCAAUGAAUAGAUGCACAUGUCCAAUGUGUUGUGAGAAUGAUUGUUUCUAUACAUCCUGUGAUGUAGAAACAGGAUCAUGUAUUCCAUGGCCUAAAGCUAAACCAAAAGCAAAGAAGGAAUGUCCAGCAACAUGUGUAGGCUCAUAUGAAUGUAGAGAUCUUGAAGGUUGUGUUGUUAAACAAUAUAAUACAUCUUGUGAACCAAAAGUGAAAUGCAUGGUACCAUAUUGUGAUAAUGAUAAGAAUCUAACUGAAGUAUGUAAACAAAAAGCUAAUUGUGAAGCAGAUCAAAAACCAAGUUCUGAUGGAUAUUGUUGGAGUUAUACAUGUGACCAGACUACUGGUUUUUGUAAGAAAGAUAAACGUGGUGAAAAUAUGUGUACAGGAAAGACAAAUAACUGUCAAGAAUAUGUUUGUGAUGCAGAACAAAGAUGUAGUGUUAGAGAUAAAGUAUGUGUAAAAACAUCACCAUAUAUUGAAAUGUCAUGUUAUGUAGCUAAGUGUAAUCUCAAUACAGGUAUGUGUGAGAACAGAUUAUCAUGUGAUACAUACUCAUCAUGUGGUGGAGAUUCUACAGGAUCAGUAUGUAAAUGUGAUUCUACAACUAAUAACCAAUGUCAAUGUACUCAAGUACAAAACGGUAAUUAUUGUGACUCUAAUAAACAUCAAAUUUGUGAUUAUACAGGAACAACACCAAAGUGUAAAGUGUCUAAUUGUACAGAAGAUCUUGUUAGAGAUGGAUGUCUUAUUAAGAGAUGUAAUGAAACAAGUAAAACAACAUAUUGGGAGAAUGUUGAUUGUUCUAAAACUGAAGUUAAAUUCGCUCAAGAUGGUAAAUCUGAAAAUAUGUGUAAACAAUAUUAUUCAACUACAUGUUUGAAUGGACAAUGUGUUGUUCAAGCAGUUGGUGAUGUUUCUAAUGUAGGAUGUGGAUAUUGCUCAAUGGGAACAGAUAAUGUUAUUACAUAUCAUGAUGAUUGUAAUUCACGUAAAUCACAAUGUGGAAACUUUAAUGGUAAAUGUAUUAAAGGCAAUGACAAUUCUUAUUCUUGUGUAUUUGAAAAAGAUGUUUCUUCUACAUCAGAUAAUGAUAUUUGUGCAAAAUGUUCUAGUUUAACAUGUCCAGCUGAUACUACAUACAGAACAUAUACAUAUGACUCAAAAACAGGAACAUGUAAAGCAACUGUUCAACCAACACCAGCAUGUUCAGUAUGUGAAAGUGGUAAAUUUGUAGAAAAAUGCAAAGAUCAAAAAUUAGAACGUAAAGUCACUUUAGAAAAUGGAAAAGAAUAUAAAUACACCAUUCCAAAAGAUUGUGUCAAUGAACAAUGCAUUCCAAGAACCUAUGUUGAUUGUUUAGGUAAUGAUGAUAACUUUAAAUCUAUUUAUAACUUCUAUUUACCAUGUCAAGCAUAUGUUACAGCUACCUAUCAUUUCCAAGGCAGACAAAGAAGCAUAUUUACAUACGAAAUAACAACAAGAGAAUGUAAAACAUGUUCAUUAAUUGAAACUAGAGAAAAAGUCCAAGAAGUUGAUUUGUGUGCAGAAGAGACUAAGAAUGGAGGAGUUCCAUUCAAAUGUAAGAAUAACAAUUGCAUUAUUGAUCCUAACUUUGAUUGUCAACCUAUUGAAUGUAAGAUUCAAGAGAUUGUUAUUACAGAAAAAGAUGGAAUAAAAACAACAACAUGUAAAAAUACUACAAAAACAACAUGUGACACUAACAAUAAGAGAAUAGAAGAUGCACGUAAAGCAUUCAUUGAAGGAAAAGAAGGAAUUGAGCAAGUAGAAUGUGCAAGUACUGUUUGUCAAAAUGAUAAUAGUUGUCCAAUUAUUACUGAUGUAGAAAAAUGUAAUCAAAACACAGAAGUAGAUUAUGGAUGUAAAGCAAUGACAGGAGAAUGUGAUGGUACUACAUAUCUUUGUAAAUUUGUACAACUUACCGAUGAUCCAUCAUUAGAUAGUGAACAUUUUAGAACUAAAUCAGGAGUUGAACUUAACAAUGCAUGUUUGAAAUAUAAAUGUGUUGAGAGUAAAGGAAGUGAUGGAAAAAUCACACAUAAAUGGGAAAUUGAUACAGAACGAUCAAAUGCUAAUCCAAAACCAAGAAAUCCAUGCGAAACCGCAACAUGUAAUCAAACAACUGGAGAAACUAUUUACACAAAGAAAACAUGUACUGUUUCAGAAGAAUUCCCAACAAUCACACCAAAUCAAGGAAGAUGUUUCUAUUGUCAAUGUUCAUAUCUUGACGGUUCAUCAGUUCUUACUAUGUAUGGAGAAACAGAUAAAGAAUAUUAUGAUCUUGAUGCAUGUGGUAAUUGUCGUGUUUGGAAUCAGACAGAUAGAACACAACAACUUAAUAAUCACACCGAGUGUAUUCUCGCAGGAGAAAUUAAUAAUGUUGGAGCUAUUGCAGCGGCAACUACUGUGGCUGCUGUUAUAGUUGCAGUUGUAGUUGCAUUAAUUGUUGUUUCUAUUGGAUUAUUUAAGACUUAUCAACUUGUUUCAUCAGCUAUGAAGAAUGCCAUUACAAUAAUUAAUGAAAAUGCAGAAUAUGUUGGAGCAGAUAAUGAAGCAACUAAUGCAGCAACAUUCAAUGGAUAAGAACAAUAAUUAAGAGAAUUGAAU